AUGGACUGUGCGUCGAGUCACCUUGUCGCUGUCGCGCUCUGCAGCCGCCAUCUUUCUCCUCUCCCUGGACGUGUCUCUGCUAACAAUGUGCUCUUGCAGCUACGAUGCGAUGUUGUCCAGGAGCCCUUUCAGACAUGCACCCGCUGCAAGCGACUCAAUCUUGAAUGCAAAAUUGAGGACAGUUUCAAGAGGAUUGGCAAGAGAUCACGAAAUGCAGAAAUGGAGCGCGAGAUCAUUGAGCUGCGAAAACAAGUGGCGGCACAACAGCAGACCACGGAUGUGGCGAAUGGGUCUCAUACAAAUGGCAAUGCAAAUCUGCAGCCAUCGCCCUCCGGAGACGGGACCUUUACUUCAGAUGCCGCUGCUGCGGGACUACUCGACCUACGAGGUGGCGGCCCAGGAAGGCCAAUCUUCAAGCGGUUGGAAGAGGUGACUUUGACCAUCGACCGGGCCCAGGAGCUCUUCCAGCGCUUCUUCACCUUCCAUCAUCCAUUUCUCCCUUUCCUCAACCCUGACAGAACUCCGGAUGAAUACUACGCCAGGUCCCCUUUGCUGUUUUGGACUAUCAUUUCUGUGGGCGCUCGACACUAUACGCCCGAGCCCGACCUAUAUGGAUCUCUCACUGGACCCGUCAUGCGGCUUGUUUGGUCAACCGUCGCCGAGGUCCCUCAAAAUUAUCACAUUGUCAAGGCUCUCAUCUUACUGUGUGCUUGGCCUCUACCUACCAGCAGCACGUCGACAGACCCAACCUUCAUGCUCUGUGGGAUGAUGAUGCAGAUAGCCCUACAGAUUGGUCUGCACCGUCCAACUCACGCUCAAGACUUCUCGAAAUUCCGAGUCGAACUGAGAGAAGUGGAACUGCAGGAUCGGGUUGUGGUUUGGAGCGUGUGCAAUAUUGUCGCCCAGAGAAUAUGCACCGCAUAUGGGCAGCCCCCUCUGAGCAUCUACGAUUGGACCCUCGGACCAAAACCGAUUGAGACGAAUCCCAACUACGAACUCCCGGCCCCCAUCUUCAAUCGGUUGCUGAUUGAAAAAUUCGUCGACAAGGUCUCAAGGACGCUCUACAUGAAUCCACACGAUCCCGUCGGGCUCGCGGCUGAUACGGAGCGGCCCACGUACGUUUCUUUUCUCGCACACGAGUUGGAGGAGCUUGAAGACAAGUUACGCAAGGACACGUCGCCAAUCACAAAGGUAUACCUCAAGGCGGCUGAUCUGCACAUGAGAUUGAGUGCCUUCUUCUCGCCGCCGUCACUGCCUUCAUAUCGGACCGACAUGCUAAAGCUGUACUAUGCCACGACUGAUUUCCUCGAGACAUGUCUCAGCUUAGAGUCCAAUGUCAGCGUCAACCUGCCUUCAAGCUACUCCCAUGGUCUGUCGCUGUCGCAUGCGACAAACUACAUAUUCCACAUGAUGCUCGGGGCAGGGUUCUCCCUCCUCAAACUGAUGCACAAUUUCCUGGGUGAACACGAGCUGGAUGCCAAAGGAGCAUCUGAACUCCUCUCGAGAACGGUGUGGGCACUGAGAAACAUGAGUGUGGUGGAGAAUGACCUUGCAGAGCGGCUGUCGGAAGUGCUAGCCCAGGUUUGGAAGAGCGGAAGGGUGCGUGCAGAGCCGAACCGUAACAACAUUGGCGAAGGUGUCCCCGACGACAGUUUGCAGCUCAAGGUCAAGUGCCGGAUGUCCAUGUCUGUGGUGUUUGACUCUGUUUGGCAGUGGCGGCAGAACUUCCAUUUCCGUGGCGGGAAACCUUCUGAUGGUAUCCGCGAUGGUCCCAUUUCGUGUGAGGAUGAUUCUGACCGAUUAACAGUGAGGCAACGCAACCCUACCCUUGAGCAACCUGACAAUCAAAUCGUCAUCCCGUCAUCAAGCAUGGGCUCGAAGCCUGCAAUGAAUGAUCCCAUGCUGCCCAACUCUACCAUCGUGCCGGGCAUGGCUGGAAUGCCCACUGGCAUGGUUGACGAUGUGGGCAUGGACUUUGGCCAGGCGAGCUAUGACGUCUUUGAUCCGUUGAAUUGGAUGCUGGAUGGGAUAGUGGAUUUUCCUUACAACUUCAACAAUGUGCAGGGGAACGAGCUCGCGGGCAUGGAGUCACUUGGGGGAGGCAUGUGA
Molecule: messenger RNA, 2109 nt
Organism: Cladophialophora psammophila CBS 110553
Lineage: Eukaryota; Fungi; Ascomycota; Eurotiomycetes; Chaetothyriales; Herpotrichiellaceae
Exons: 1
Coding region: 1-2109 (702 amino acids)
Biological process (GO): DNA-templated transcription; regulation of DNA-templated transcription
Cellular component (GO): nucleus
Molecular function (GO): DNA-binding transcription factor activity, RNA polymerase II-specific; transcription cis-regulatory region binding; zinc ion binding
Source: RefSeq, a predicted model, not a curated record